CAAGCAAGACACCAGAGUCUUAGUUCUUCUUAGUACACAAACAGUGAAGACCUUGGACCAGGGUUGUAUAACUGAAUCUGCAUUACUUCAGUACAUUUUGAUCUCUGGAUUAAACAUUUGAAAACGCUAUGGGGACUCUUACAAACGUUCUCCUCUGCAGCUUUGUUGUAGUGUUUGCUCAGAAUGGUGUGAAAUUAGAGGCGGACAAGCCAUUUGAACGCCAGGAGCUCGGUGCCUCAGUGUCCGUGCAGUGCUGCUACGUCAACGUUAAUGAGAAAGUGCCAUCAACUUGGGUCAAACUCUUUGUAGUUGAGGGCAAACUCAUCCCUCAACCAGUUGAAAAUUCUACAGCUCUGACUACAAAAUUGAAAGAAGUAGGUAACAAAAAAGUCUGUUACGUCUUAACCUUCGAGACACUCCAGCUGAAUGACAGUGGGAUGUACCAGUGUUGGCUGAAGAGCAAGGGAAUGUUCACACAUGGCACCUACCUGCAGGUCUACAAACCAGUGAAGAAGGCAAUAAACCUCAGCGAAAACACCAAAAACAAGAUCCUGACAGCUGAGGGAAUCUUACUGUUGCUGUGUGUGCUUCUGCCUUCCGUCACCCUUCUCCGCCAGUCAAAGAGACUAAAUGAACUGGAAAGGAAGAAAUCGAAGAAGGAGGAGGAAAACAUAUAUCAGGGGCUAAAUCUGGAUGAUUGUUGCACCACAUAUGAUCAGAUCGAACGCUCCCAGGGACAUGGCCCGUACCAGGAUGUGUGCAACAUUGCUGAGGAAGAGGAGGAGAUCCAGCUGGAGAAACCCUGAGGGAAGGGAAAAGAUAAGGGAAGAAAAAAGGGAGUGUUUUAAUGGCUGAAGGUUAAGUGUGUGAUAUCUGAAUAUCAGGUUAUUGCUUUACCACACACAUUGGAAUUUGAAGUGUUGUACAUAGCCUGCAAUUACAGUUUUAGCAUCUGACAACAUAUUGUUUAAUCAGCUUCUUUAAUUUGAGAUUGAACAUUUUGAGCUUGUAGCAGUUGACAAAACAGUCUCACCACAAUGUCCAUGCAGUCAGGGGCGUAGACAGGAGUGUAGAAACACUGAGGUCAGAAGUCCAAGAAGCCCGUCCACUCCAGAUCAUUUUGAAGAUACUUAUUUUCUACGUUUGAUACAAUCAGCUGUAUAUUAUCUUAUUAUCUUUUUGUAAUUAUAUACAUUUAAAAAUAGUUAAGUCUACUCCAAAUUUUUAUUUUUCUUUGUCAAAUGCAUGGACACAAUAGUGAAACAAUAGUAGUAUCUAUAUUUAAUAAUAAUGAAAAUAAUGAUAAAUAAUAAAAUGGAAACUUCUGUGUCUUUCAAACAUAACGCAUUAUCCUCCAUAUUCAUGGAAUUAGGCAAAAUCUCUGCUUUUAAACCAAAAUGGAUGGAAAGUCCUUUAAGUGCUCAGAAAAUGUCGAAACAUGCCGAAAACUGCAUAUGCAAGAUUGUGUAAUGUGACCUGAAAGCUUAUAAGUGGACUUGACUGGUGAUUGUUUUAUCAGCUUCUUUAAUGUUUGUUGUGAAUCUAUGUGAAUAAUCUUGCAUUUUACUGAAUGACCUGACUGUGUGUCACAAUGUAUUUGCUUUCUGCCAUUUCUAUGAGUACUCAAAGAAUAAAGUUGUAGAAAAGAAA
Dicentrarchus labrax (European seabass) is the source of this 1650-nucleotide messenger RNA. It is a transcript of the gene cd79a, whose product is annotated as CD79a molecule, immunoglobulin-associated alpha. The record is from RefSeq and is a predicted model, not a curated record. The transcript is spliced from 5 exons. Gene Ontology annotation, cellular component: B cell receptor complex; external side of plasma membrane. Bases 129 to 806 code for a protein of 225 amino acids. Lineage: Eukaryota; Metazoa; Chordata; Actinopteri; Moronidae. Gene Ontology annotation, biological process: B cell receptor signaling pathway; B cell differentiation.